AUGAGCAAGGUACAGAAUAGGGAAACCGCUGAGGAAGAUAACCGUGGAGGACGGAAGCAGCAGACGCUUGCUGACGAGAUUGGAGAAGCGUAUGGGGGGCAUUCGUUCACUAUUUGGGAUAGUUUGAGGGUUUAUUUGUCGUCAUUCCGAGACCAAAGAAAGGAGUAUGAGAGGAAACUCCUUAACCAUCUCCCCCUUUUCCAAGGAGAGGGGCAGCAUGUGUAUGGCAGGGAAGUGGAGGUGUUGGAUGUUGAAGUCAGCGGGUCGUAUAUUCACGAGGUGUGUAUUAGAAAUACGGAAGUUUCAUGCGAUGGAGACAAGUUGGACAUUGUAUUAGUUCACGGCUACGGGGCAGCGUUGGGUUUCUUCUAUAAGAACAUCGAGGCGCUCAGCAGUAUAGGAGGGUCUUCGCUUCAUUUGGUAGACAUGCUUGGGUUUGGUUGUUCAGGGCGUCCUGCCUUCCCCAUUGAGGACUGCCGCAACGACAUGGACAGGGUGUUGAGGGCCGAAUCGUUCUUUGUAGACUCCUUUGAGGAGUGGAGACGCAAGAGAGGGGUGACCAAAUGUGUCGUUAUAGCGCAUUCGCUUGGCGGGUACCUCAUGUCUGCGUAUUACUUGAAGUUUGGACGUGAAGUGGUAGAGAAGCUGAUUUUAGUGUCCCCUGUUGGUGUUGAGGACAGUGAGGCGUCGCUGUUUCGCAAGUACAAAUGUGGCUACGGUGGAGAAGACAGUGACGACAGUGAUGAUUGUGACCCCUUUGAGUAUAAUGUCGAUAAGGAUUACCGGAUAGCGAAGGAACAAGGAGUUGAUUUGAGCAAGGAGCUCACCGACCACCUACACGAACAAGAAUGGGGUUUCGAAGAUUAUGAUGAUGAAGAUGACGGAGACGGUGAGGAUAAGAUUGAAGAUGAUGACGGGGUAUCUCUAAUGUCGGUGAUUACACACGAUGGGGACGCUGUAGAUGACACGGAAAUGCGACGGACACGGGUGGAGCAGGUUAUGAGGCAGCUCAAGACCCGGGUAGUCCCUGGCAAGAUCUUGACAAGGUUCUGGGAGAGGCAUUAUACUCCCAUGGACAUUGUUCGUCUCUUUGGGCCGUUGAGCGGUUCGGUGGUGGCCAUUUGGGUGUACAACCGGUUCCAGAGGGUGCACAGUGAACCGGAGCUGUUUGACCUGUGCAACUACACCACGUCUUUGUUCCUCAGCAGAGGGGCCGGGGAGUAUGCACUUGGAAGUCUCUUGGCGCCAGGGUCCUUGGCACGGCUUCCACUCUGUGAACGGCUACCGUCACAGAUACGGGUGCCUGUGCUACUCCUCUAUGGUGAGGAGGACUGGAUGGACAAGAUGGCCGGGUACAAAUUGGCACAGGACAUUAACACGUAUGGUGGGCAAGCCAAAUAUAGGGUUGUACGUAAUGGGGGGCACCAUCUCUAUGUGGACAAUCCGGACGAGUUUGCCAAGCAGGUUGUGCAGUUCAUCAGAGAAAGAGGGAGUCUAGAGUGA
Messenger RNA from Pichia kudriavzevii, 1503 nucleotides. RefSeq lists its product as uncharacterized. Gene Ontology annotation, molecular function: A2-type glycerophospholipase activity. NCBI's taxonomy places the organism in Eukaryota, Fungi, Ascomycota, Pichiomycetes, Pichiales, Pichiaceae. Gene Ontology annotation, biological process: cardiolipin acyl-chain remodeling. The transcript has a single exon. The coding region runs from base 1 to 1503 and encodes 500 amino acids. Gene Ontology annotation, cellular component: mitochondrial inner membrane. The record is from RefSeq and is a predicted model, not a curated record.